AUGGAGGUUGAACGGAGCAACGAAGCGUCUGGAUCAAAAGAAGGGAAAAUUACCUCUGCAGAGGCAAAAACACAGACGAUAGGCUGGCAGUCCUUGCUCACUUUCACCAUCCUUUCUUUAGCAUGGCUGGUGGGUUUUGCGAGCCGGCUUUUCGCAGUGAUACGGUUCGAGAGCAUCAUUCACGAGUUCGACCCGUGGUAAGAUCAGAAGAAAGAAUUUGUAUUGAACAGUUUUUUUCCCUUCUUUUUAAUUUCGAUUUCCGAGAUAAAAAUUGAAUUUUCCUCACGAUUUCCUUUAUUACCAAGUCUCGGGAGUGGAUAAAGCAUGGCUCUGCGUGCAUUUGACAAGCCGGUCUUUUGUUUUCAAAUUUUUGACAUUUUGAUCAAAAUUCAAAUUUCAACUGAGUUUAAAUUUAUUUAAUAACUAUCAUUAGCCUAGCGUUAUUCAGUCGGAUGAGUUAACUUAUAAGCGAAUCAACCUUUUUGAUCGGAUUUUUGAGCUCGGUUUGGGAAGGUCAAAAUCAUUUCGUAUUCCUCCUCAAAUUUCGAAUUCAUUUAAGGGCAACAAUUAUUUUGGCCACUAUUUCCGUCUUUUGUUGUCUUGGUUUUAAUGGAUCGGAAAGUGUCAGCUUGAUAAUAAGUAUUUGAGAACAUCUUAAAAUACAGUGUAAUGCUAUAGCCGUGGUGGGGGGUAGUUCUUGUUUGUGGGGAAUUUCAGGUAUGAAAGUGCAAAUAUUAUUUGAAAACACAACUGAUAUUUUCCAUUAAGGGAACACCUUUUUUUCCAGGGUUUGUUUUUUUAUGUGACUUGGGCCUGGCUUCCCAAGCUUCUGAUAAUAUUUUUCCUGAUUCUGUUCUAAUCAAUGGGAUGAUAAUUCUGGAUUUUGUGAAACUACAAACAAUCUUAUCAGUGCAUGCAUUAAAUUGAUCAAUUCUUGGGUUUUUAAUCUUGCAUUUGUGCAAGACAGAUCGAACGGAUAAAUAAAUAUGCAUUUGUCAAUAACGCAUCUAGUUUGAAUAUUUUCAAUAAAUAACUUUGAAAAUAUUUUUUUUUUCUAAUUUAUUUAGUCAGCUGCUCAACGUAAAGGACAUGACCUCCUUAUUUUCUGUUUGUGAAAUGGUUAUUUUGGAUAUUUUUGGCCUUUUUGAAUUAGCAUUUACAUUUAUUUAAUGAGCGCUUAGAACAAGAGGAAGUGGUAGAUGUAAAAACAGAUGUUCUGGCGGUUUGUGUUUUGGCUUUGAAGGAUGUGAUAGAAGAUAGAUACAGAUUGAAUUAACCCUUUAACUCCCAGACCAAGUGUGCGAUUCUCCUUACUGUUAACCAUACUUUUCUUAAAAUGUUGGUUCAGAGAAUUUAGUAUUGGAUCAAUUUACUAUCCCCAAUUGAUAUUUUUCUCUAUUCUCAUCACUUAUCUGUUUGAUAUUGUAUUGAUAUUGUAAGGAGAAAUUCUGUCUUGGUCACUCAUGGAAGUUAAAGGGUUAAGAAAUAACCUGAAUAAAAUACGAGAAAAUUCAUAGCUCUACAAUUUGUUUUACUGGUAGCUUGUAUUUAAUUUUUAUGCAAGCAAAUUUUGCUAAAACAUGGAAAUUAUGAUAAUUGUAACCACAUACAAAUUAUCUUUGUUGACUACUUUUCUUGGAUAUCAGAAUGAACUUAAAAGCAAAUAAUUUCUGACCAAGGUUUGUUAAAAACCUACCUUUUAUUUAUGCUAUCAAAUUUAAAAGGGCAGGUGAAACCUUUUUUUAUGUUAAUUUUUCUCUGUACAAGUAGGAAAUUUAUUAGAAAAGCCAUUUUUUAAAUAACUGAAAUUUCUCACUCAUACAUAUAGAUGCACAUUUCUUAAGUUCUGGGGUUUUAAAAUAAGAGACCACAAAAUAAAGUAACAGGUUUUAGGGAGUAGCCAGCUUUUUGACUUGUUGCAGGCUUGUUUCCUAAGAAAGUUCAAUUUUUGUUUCAAUUUUUGUAAGAGUUGUAUUGUGAAAGUUACAUGCACAAAAAAAUGUUGGAGACCAAGUCUACGGACCUAUUGGCUGGCUAUGUAGCUAGGUUAUAUCUGAUUACAGGCUAGCUUAAAGUGACUCAAACUUAUUAUCUUUUUUCAAUUAAACAGGUUCAAUUAUCGGUCUACACAUCACCUUGUCACUAAUGGGUUUUACAACUUUUUGAACUGGUUCGAUGAAAGAGCUUGGUAUCCACUGGGCAGGAUUGUUGGAGGAACAGUAAGUAAUGCAAAUGGCUCAUUGAUAGAAUGCUCAGAAGAUUUUUAUAUUCAAUUGUCAGGGGUUUCAAUGACGUUUCCCAUUAGUGGCUGUGGAAAGUGUAGUAGGCAGCUGUGCCAUGAAGGGAUUAAACACAAGAGCCUGCCUGCAAGCUAAACAGAUGGCAGAAAGAUGUCUUUUAGGCAGAAGUAGACCUACUGUACAACCACUUUUAUUAAAGCCCCAAGAGUUUCUUAUAGGAGGCCUCAAUCUAGAAUUCAAAGCUAGUUCAGUUACUUGUAGCGGCCAAUGCUCUAAGGUAAAUGUGUGAGGGUGAGGGAGGGGGAGGGGGAGGGGGAGGGUAACCUUAGAUGGAAUAACACCUUAUUAUAGGAGAAGAAGUAGUAUUCCUGGUCACAUUAAUGCAGCAGGGCCUGGCUUUACAAAAAAAAAGGGGGAGCUUUUCCUGUUCCCAGUGCUUCAAGUACCUUUAUUAGUUUAAACCAUGUAAACUUAUAAAGUUUUAGAACUGCCUUGGUGAGGUGUAGUUGCUCUUUGCAUAGAUUUAUGCUGUUACACAAGAAUGGUUUUUCAUCAAGUUUGAAAUGACAGAACUGUUAUACAGAUUUUUACAGGUCAUUGAAAGUUUUCUUUUUUCUUUUCAGGUUUACCCAGGUUUGAUGUUGACUUCAGCAUCUGUCCACUGGGCUCUUAACACACUUAACAUCACAGUACAUAUCAGAGAUGUGUGCGUUUUUCUGGCACCAAUGUUUAGGUAAUUUUAUCUCAAUGAAUAUAAUGGGUAUAUAAUGUUGACUUUUGCGAGACUCUGAGCAUAAAGGAGUAACCACUCUUGCUCAUUAUUUUUAUCUCAUGUAAUAGUUAUGAUGAUACAAAUGUUAUUAUUUUAAAUGGUGACCAACAAUGAAUGAUUAUCUAGAAUAUCAAGAAAGGGAUGCUACUUAAGUCAAUAUCAAAUUCUCAGAACUACAAUACUACAAUUGUAAACAACAUAUGGGGGAAAGUGAAGUGAAAUAACAUUUAGAUCUUAGUGAUUGAUAUUUUCUUUGUCUUGUCUUCAGUGGUCUUACAGCAAUAGCAACUUAUCUCCUGACUAAGGAACUAUGGAAUGAUCGUGCUGGCCUCUUUGCAGCUUGUUUUAUAGCAAUCGGUAAGUCGCAAUAUUUUUGUUGGCUGGUUAUAAUACCUCUAGUGAGGAGUCAAUAGUUAUUAGAACAAGAGCUGUAUGCAUCAAAUGUAUUGUUUUAGUGUGGAUGGAAUGGCUUAGUCUCAUUAACAAAUUCAUUCCAUGUUGAUGCGUGUCUGUUCAGUGAUAAAUCAGAGAUAACAUCAAAAUGUGGUAAGAACAAAAAAGGGCAAAUGAGACGCAACCAUUAUGACACUGUUCUCCUUUUCAGGUGGUAACUGGUAAAAUUUACCUCGUAUAACAACUUUCAUCAGCAUUAAAGUUGCUUGUAAUUCUUGUAAUUCUUGUACAUUCAACUGGUAAAAGGAUUGCUCUACUGGUUGGAAAAUUUAUUUUACCUGUCAUGCUCACAAGAAGGAAGAACACUGUUAUGAUGCUCAGAAAAGCCAAAAUACUUGUAAAUAAGAUUAUAGUGGAAUAAUUAAUCCCUCAUAGUUUACAUCUUUCCUUGUCCCUAACAGGCUUGGAAAAAUACCACAUAACUCACAACAUACCUGCCCCUAUAUUACAAUAUACCAUUCAAUAAGGUGUAUGAAUGUAACAGAAUUCCACCAGUGAUUUAUUUGAAUUUUUUUUUGCCUGUACAUAACAAUGUAUCUCUCUUCUAGUUCCUGGGUACAUUUCUCGCUCAGUGGCAGGAUCUUACGACAAUGAAGGCAUAGCUAUCUUUGCAUUGCAGUUUACAUAUUUUCUAUGGGUGAGUUUUAUAACUUUUUGUAUAGGUUCCAUUUACCCCAGGCUUGAACAAUUUUGAAUUUUGAUUUUAGCCGAGAAGCUUAUUGUAAGUAAGUUUUGCUAACAAGGGUAAUCCCCUGUGUAUUAUUUUUAAAAAAUUUGAAGGAGGGUUCUGUAUUUGAUUUAUGGUUUGCCACAGAGCAGAGCUGCCUUGUCGUUUUGUCUUUCAGAAAGUACCUCAGUAUAUUACAUUUAGACUUUCAGAAAGUACCAAGUGUAUUAGAUUUAAUAUUCUUGGCUUGCAUACUUUUCAUGUGCUGCAAACUGCUGAUGAAAAGUUCUUUUUUUCUUGUAGCUGCAUUUACUGGCACAUUUCAUUUGCUGUAAUGAAGUUUUAAGAUUCUUUUUGCAAAUGUGUCUUUUACAGGUUGUGAAUUUGUGAGAAAAUUUUGCACAUGUUAAUUUCCUUCGUUGAAUUCACUCAGGUGAAGUCUGUUAAGACUGGUUCAGUAUUCUGGGCAGCUUGCACAAGCCUCUCUUACUUCUACAUGGUGAGUAAAAUGAUCAACCCUUUACACCCUAACAUCAGUAUGCAUAUUCUCCAUACUGUUCUCUAUACAUUUCCUAAGGUGCUGACAAGGAGAAUUUGUUUAACAAUCGAGAGCUUCUCUAGUUGGUGAUCAUUUCCUUUAUUCUCAUGACCUUAAUGUGUGAUUCAGAGGUGAUAUUGUGAGAAGAAAUAAGAUUCUAGUGACUCUAAGAGUAAAUAAUCUCUUUUUUUGUAGAGUAGACAGAUACCAUGAAACUACCCUAUUGUUAAGACCACCUCCUCAUAACAACUUCCUUUUUAAAUCCCAAAUGAAGGCACAGUUAUUUCUUUUUUAUGUACUUGUUUUGUAAAACAGUUUGAAUAUGCUCAACUCUCAAUAAACUACCUUUACUUAAAGUUGGUUGGUUUCAAUUACAAAUUUUGGGCACAUGGUGUUUUGUCAUUGGCUGAACAUCUCACCAUUUCCCUCUUGGGUUGAUUUUCUUUCUUUCUUUUUUAACAAUUGCAAUAACUGAAAUAACCUUCCUCUAAUUGUUGCUGCAGUGAUUACCACAAUAUGUUUCAUCACAGGUUAAAAGAGUGGCACAGAUUUAUUGCUUUGCUAAAAGUUAUGGCCAUUUGGCAACAGCUCAUGCACACAAAAAUGACUAUGUAUUUUAAUGCCUACUUGUCUGAUCAUCUGUCAGGUCUCUGCAUGGGGUGGAUAUGUAUUCAUUAUCAAUCUGAUUCCUCUUCACGUGUUCUUCCUUCUUCUGAUGGGAAGAUUUUCAUUCAGGAUCUAUGUUGGUAUGUUUAUUGCUAAUUGCUUAUUUAUACCUCAGCCUGUCUCUCUAAUGAUGUAAACAAACAUGCUCAAACUUCAUUGUAGACAAGUGUUUCUUCCUUUGGGUUUUCCUGAUUGUUAAAGAUAGCAGUUCCCUUUAUUUAAGUAAUCCCCUUGAUAAAGCUAUGAUGUUGUAGGUGCUUUUGGGGAAAACAAUCUAUGAUGUGUUUAAAUAAUUUAAAAAAAUAGAUAUUUUUAAUUGAAAAUCAAUAACUGGAGAGUGAGUCAAUCAGAAAAAUGUGGAAUGGGCCCCAAUUUAAUUACUACACCCACUCCCACUAUCUUUUGUUGAUGCACCUGCCUUGCCCUGUUUUGUUCAAGUGCUUGUCUUAACCCUUUAACUCCUGUGAGUGAUCAACACAGAAUUUCUCCUUACAAUAUCAAUAUAAUAUCAACCAGAUAAGUAAUGAGAAUAAAGAAAAAUGUAAAUUUGGGGAAAAUUAGUUGAUCCAAUACUAAAUUCUCUGAAUUAACAUUAUAAGAAUUGCAUGGUUGACAAUAAAGAGAAUUACAAAUUUGAUCUGGGAGUUAAAGGGUCAAGGUGGUCUAAGCUCUGAAGCAUUUUUGUUCUGACUCUGCCCUGUCUUUGGUGUUGAGUAGGAUGGUGUGGUGCGUCCAAGUAGAUAUUGAAUCUCAUUGCUUGGUAAUGAUAUACCUUAUAAAAUUAUUUUUAUUAAUUAGUUUCACUUUGUUAUUUUUAGCAUACACGACUUUCUUCAUCAUGGGUCUCCUCAUGUCAAUGCAAGUACCUUUUGUCGGCUUUCAGCCAAUACGAACAAGUGAACACAUGGCUGCAGCAGGUGUGUUAUAAGUUAGAGGCUCAGAUAGCUGUCCAAAAUUAUUGACGGGCACUCCAUCUGUGGGGUCAUUCCAAAAAAACAUUACAUCAAAACAAUUGUUCCCACAGACAACAGCUUUCUAGCAUCAGUUGUAUUUUGGUUGAAGAUCACCCUGAAAUAAAUUAUUCCAAAUAAACAACUACAACAAAACAGUAAAUAUGAUAAAUUUUGAGCUCAGUCAGGAAAUAGAGAAAGAGGUUUUUUCAUCUUGUCAUGAGUGUGGGACAAGACCCUCAGACCUUCAGAUUCCACCUUCCAAUGCUCUACCACUGAAUCAAAGAGACUGUAUGGCAAGUAAGGCCAUCAAGAAGUUCUUACAUGACAAGCAUCCUGCAUACUGCUAGGAUCAGCAAUGUCAUUAGUGUCAUGUUUUGAAAAUAGAAAAAGAAAGAUGGUAAGUUUUAAGCUCAGUAAAGAAAUAGAGAAAGAUGUUUUUUCCCUGUCCAAUGCUCGUGACAAGACACUAGUAAGUAAGUAAGUAAAGCCUUUAUUUAAAGAGGGUGGCACUUAAUAGCCAAAGGCUAAUAAACUUGUGGCCCUCACAACUAUUUACAAUCUAAAAUACUGUAAGCUAAAAUAUAUAUAAAUACAGUUAAAAUAUAAAAUAUGACAGGAUUCGAUUAUAAGAUAAAAAUAAAUUAUUAAAUUAUGAAAUGAUGCAAAAAUUGUUGUUCCUUAAAAAUCUUGGCAAACAUGUUCUUUUUAAAAUAUGCUACAGAAUUUAGUUUCCUAAUUUCAAUUGGUGUACUGUUCCACAGUCUUGUUGCCGAAACAGCGAAAAGAGCCGUCCUCCUUCUGUUUUCUCUUUUAUAUUUAGGACAAACAGCAUUAGUGCUUGAAUAUCUAGUGUUGCGGGAGUGCCGCUUAUUAUUUAAAAUUAAGUGUUCAUUUAGAUAAUUCGGCAAAGUCCCAUUAAUUCGCUUAUACAUUAUUGUGCAUUUAUCAAUCUUAUGUUGCUCAUAAAACGGGAUCCAACCUAGCUUGUUAAACAAAGCAACUGAUGGUGUCAUGCGAUCGGCAUAACAAAUAACGCGUGUGCCGCACGUUUUUGCAAUCUUAAGACCCUAUGAACCGACUCUUUAUUGCAAUUUGCCCAAACAACGUUAGCGUAAGACAUAACAGGGCGAAUAAUGCUAUUAUAAAACUGAAGUCGCUGUUUAAGAGGUAGACACGCUCGGAUCUUACGCAAUAUUGCGAUUCUAGAGGCCAACUUUUACAUACUUUCUCAACAUGUUCAUUAAAUGACAAUUUGCUGUCAAUUUCACGCCUAAUAAGGUAGCACAAUCCACAUUACUGAGCUGUUUUCCAUUUACGAUUACAUCUAUGUCACUUCUAUUUAUGUUGGCCACGCGUCUUUUGCCAGUGAUCGUAAGUACUUUAGUCUUGUCUUCAUUUAAUGGGAGCUUAUUCGCUGAAGCCCAUAAUUGAAUUUCAGAGACAGACUUGUUUAGUGAUGAAUUUAAGGUGGCUAAGUCCUUCACAUCCGCAGAAGCGGUGACAGUCGUAUCGUCUGCGUAGAGGUCCAACUGAGCACUUGUAUACAAGGGCAGAUCGUUGAUAAACAAAAUGAAGAAUAAAGGACCCAAAAUACUUCCCUGUGGGACUCCAUGCAACAUCAAAGCUUCGCUUGACUCACUCCCAUUUACACGGACCACUUGCUUUCUUUCCGACAAAUAAGAGUGACACCAGGCAAGCUCCCGGUUUACUAUGCCGUACAGUUCCAACUUGCGCAACAACAGCUUAUGGUCCACCAUGUCGAAAGCCUUACGAUAAUCGACCAGGACCAUGCUGCAAACCUGAUUAUUAUCUAGGCUGAACAAAAGCUCGUCAAUUAACUUGAUUAGGGCAGUCUCGGUACUGUGCAUCCUACGAAACCCAGACUGUCUGGAAUAUAACAAGUUAUUAUCCAUAAGGAAAGCAUAUAGAGAGUUGUGCAUGUGACGUUCGAUUACUUUUUUGACACUACGGUAGCACAGAAAUUGGGCGAUAAUUAGAAGGAUCACUGGCUGCACCUUGUUUGAACAGUGGUGUCACAUUAGCGGUUUUCCAACGAGUAGGAAACUUUCCUGUGGAAAACGACAUGUUGAUAAGCCUUGCUAUGCUUGGAGCUAAAAUGGGAGCGGCAAUACGCAAAAACCUGGCGCUGAUUUUGUCAAUACCUGCAGCCUUAUGAGGACUGAUUCCCUUUAUAAUCUGAAGCACCUGAGCAUAUAACACUGGCAGUUAUUGGGUCACUUGGCCUCUCCGACUUAAACCACACCUCCACCCUCCAUUUUAUCUGUUCUCUUCAAUUAGCUUAUUCCUUUUAAUAAGAGACCAGUUUGUAAAAGGGAGGAUCAACUUUUGUAAAUUUAUAUCACCGUAGAAAGUCAACCACAUUACUGUUUUUAACUUACUCAGCGGAUGAGGGAUUUUUUUAGAAUACCGAAAAGACACUAUUUGCAAUAUAGUAUAUACUAGGUCAAUGAUUUUUUAAAAGUAUUUGUUGUGUUGUUUUUUUUUUUCAAUUAAAUGAUGCCUGUUUUUUCUAGGGACGUUUGCUCUUCUCCAAGCCUAUGCAUUUUUGGUGUAUGUUAGGAGCAAAGUAUCAUGGACUGAUUUCAAGAACAUAUUUGUGUUUGCUGUGGUGGCUGUAGCAGGCUUGGUGUUUGUUGCCGUCAUUUUCCUUACUUAUGCUGGUAUGUAGGCUUACAGUUGUCUGUUUACUCUGAGGAACAGAUGAUGAAUCUGUUAAAUUGCCUGCAUGAUACAUGUUUAAAAUUUUUGUAUGGGAGUUUUCUGUAACUUCCUGAGGAUCACCGGUAUAUUUGAAUCCAAAUCAACUUGUUAACUUCUUCUUUCAACCAGGUUAUGUAGCACCUUGGAGUGGACGUUUUUAUUCUCUGUAUGACACUGGGUAAGCCAAACUGAGAGUAUACUGCAUAGCUUGAAAGUUUUAUGGGUUUUAUGUUUUGCAGAUUUUACAGAUGGUCUUUGAUUCUUUGAAAAAGUUUUCUUUAUAAAAGAGUCAAUGAAAAUGAAAUGCUGCCAAAAAAAUUUUCUUCCUUGAGUUACAUUAAAAACUCCAUGAUUUAAACAAGUGCUAAUCUAUUUUCUUCACCUUCAUCCUUGCUCAAAAUAUCCAUAUAGAGGAAUUUCAAACUGUUUUUUCCAUAAGUGGCUGUCAGUGGUUUAACCCUUUAGCCCUUAAGAGUGACUAACAUCUAAUUGCUCCUUACAAUGUCACCCCAGAAUCUAACAGUAAUGUCAUAAGAAUAUAGGAAAUGAUCACCAACUAAAGAAACUCCUGAUUGUUAGACAAAUUCUCCCAGUCAUUACCUUAGUAAUUGCACAGAGAUAAGUAUGGAGAAUAUGAAUACCGAUGUCAGGGUGUAAAGGUUUUGUGUCAUAAGCCAAAACCCAAACACAAGAGCCUGCUUGACCUUUUUACCCUUUAACCCCUGAGAGUGACAAGCAUCUAAUUCCUCCUUACAAUAUCACUCCCAAAAUCACACAGAAAGGUCACAAGAAAAAAGGAAAUGAUCAGCAAUGAUAGAAGCUCUAGACUGUUAAACAAAUUCUCCUUGUCAGCACCUUAGAAAAUGUAUUAAGAAAAGUAAAUUGAGAAUAUGUCUACUGAUGUUAGGGUGUAAAGGGUUUACAAAUGGUAGUGACGGGUCUUACAGAACGUAGUGUUACAAUGGUAGCAGACUCAGCAUAUAAAACUCAUCUACAUGUAUUGUGAAGCCCUCCUCUGCAGAACUUAACAAAUUAAAAAGUGCUUAAAUGUCACUGAAUUUCUUUCUUUGCUAUUGUUCUACUAUAUGAAUAGAAAGUAAAAAAUAAACAUUUUCAGCAGAAAUUGAGUCUUUUCAAAGGGUGUUUGUAGUGAUGAAAAGAUUUUUAAAUAAUUUUCUCAAUUUCAACUAGGUAUGCAAAGAUUCACAUUCCAAUUAUUGCCUCUGUCUCGGAGCAUCAGCCAACCACAUGGGUGUCAUUCUUCUUCGAUCUCCAUGUCUUAAUCUGUACUUUUCCUGCUGGUCUCUGGUUUGUGAUCAAAAAUAUUAAUGAUGAAAGAGUCUUUGGUGAGUAAAACAUUUUACUUUAACUGAUGUUUUAGUCAAAUCUUUAAGGAUAGAUCAAUGCUGAUUAAUUAUUUGUUCUAUUUAAAAUUGCAGUUUGACUGCUGGGAAACUUACUAACAGCAUUGUUUUUGUUCUGGAUUUUUUCAUUGUUCGGCACAGUUCUGAAAUAUGCAACCUUUGAAAGACUUCAAUUGCCUAUGUGCUGUUGUUAAUACUUACCUUGGUGAUUAAACGUAGAUGUUUGGAUUAGUGAGGCUACUGCAUCAACAACACUAAUGUAACUUUAAGACAAAUCCCAGUUGGCAAUAACUUUGGAAGAAUUCCAUGACAAAUGAAAUGUGUCCAAGAAGACCCAAAAAAAACCUACCCUCUAGGGCUGAUAAGAUCUUGUAGACAAGUUAGCACGACCAACAAUUUUUCAAGUCACUAUUUACAUCUGUUCACAUGCCUGUCAUGCUUUUGUACAGUCUGUCAACAUUUGUGAAACAGAGAGAUGGCUGUCUUGUACCACAAAAGCAUUGCACAGAUAUUGGCAGACUUGGUGUACAAAUAUUACCCACAAAAGCUCAUAGAAAUAAUGGGCUUCAUGGCAUCAGUUUGAUUUUUUUGCUCUAGUUAACCUUCGUAUGCACAAUAUUGCCAUCUUCAUUCUCACUUAUUUUAAGCAUAGCAGCCAAAAGACAUUUUCAAAGUGGUAGAGCACUCUUUUUACUGGUUGAAUUUUCAAGAAUUCCAUGUGAUUUUAGGCAAUAAUAAGAGGUACUUCAGGCAGUAGAUUUAUUUAUCGCCUGAAAAGGAAAACACUGUUUGUAUUAAUUUACUUAUCUCUUUUAUCGACUAAUCUUUCUGCACUUUUUUUGUUUCAGUUUGCCUGUAUGCUACAACAGCUGUGUACUUUGCUGGUGUAAUGGUGCGUCUGAUGUUGACCUUGACACCAGUAGUGUGCAUUCUGGCAGCCAUUGCCUUCUCUGUAACAUUGGACAACUACCUGGUUGAUGAUCGCCCUUCAGAAAACAAAGAUGCGGCAGCUAAACCAACUGAUGGAAACAGUAGCAGUGAAGAGAAUGAUAAGAAAAGGAAAAAAGAUUUGUAUGACAAGGUAAAAUUUCUGUGUAAGAAAUCCUCUGAAGCUGACUUGGAUUUUUGACUUGAAGCUUUGCAGCCUGUUUUUCUGGCUCUGCUUCCUUUUUUCAGUCAAUGAGAAAUAUCGCAUGUGGGCUAAAAUAUUUUUAAUUGUAUUGAUGUUUUUGUGUUAAGAUUCUCUUUUGAACUUCUGCAUCCUUUUUGAGUAUUUUGUGAUGUGUAAAGGAGCAUUUGAUUGAACAAGGUUUUUUUCUUUUUUUAUAGUUGUAGCAUAUGCUACCUGCAUUAUGCAUCUUUACAAUGUUCCUGCUUGGUUCAUUCCAUCUUUAUCUCUAGCCCAAGAAGAAGUCUCAUAGCAGCAAGACUAAGCAAGAAGAGAAGGAGAAGGACGAAGAUGAUGAGGCAAUUGGUGCAAAUCUGAAGGGAAUGGUAGUGAUGUGUACAGUGAUGAUGCUGAUGAUGUUUGCAGUGCAUUGCACGUGGGUGACCAGCAAUGCCUAUUCAAGUCCCUCUGUUGUGUUAGCCUCUACAAACUAUGAUGGGUAAGGCUUAUUAUUGUGGCUUUUUAUUGUCCCUACCAACUGGUACCCAUGUGGGAGGAGAGAGACAAGUGUCUGACCCAAUAACACUUCACAAUGAACUGGCCAGUUCUUGAAAUCUCACCAUAUGACUUGGGAGUCAAGCAUAUUAACCCUUUAGCUCUCAAAAGUGGUUUACAUGAAACUUCUCCUGGCAAUAUCCAUACACUAUCCAACAAACAGGUUAUGAGAUUGCUCAAACUUGUCAUUCAGAGAUUGUUAUCAUGACAUAAUACCAAAUUCUUGUAACUAAAUUUCAAAGAAAUAUGCAACAGCUAGAUGGGAGAAUUAACAAUCAGAUCUUGGGAGUUAAAGGGUUAACUGUUAGGCCAUUGAGGUCUCCCACAUGUGUGAAGGGAGGAAAAUUUUGGCAUUCCUCUUGGACCCCAUCACGGCUCUUUGCAUCAUAUUUUUGUCUCAGACACCUUGGUCCCUCAACAGUUAGGAUGAUACAAUCCUGGCCAAAAGUGCAUGAAACACCUUUGAAAAACACAUGCAAACUCUUUCCAUGACCAUGACAAUUUCCUUUUGAAAGUGACCAACAUCCUCUCCUCCAAAACAAUACUGACAGCAAAUUUAAUAAUCAACCAAGUUAACCCUUUAACCCCAAGGAGAAUCUAGCAUCUAAUUUCUCCUUACAAUAUCACCCUUGAAUCAAACAUUAAGGUCAUGAGAAUCGAGGAAAUGAUCACCAACUAAAGCAGCUCUUGAUUAUUAGACAAAUUCUCCUUGUCAGCACCUUGGGAAAUGUAUAGUGAACAGUAUGGAGAAUAUGGAUAUUGAUGUUAGGGUGUAAAGGGUUAAAAAGGUAAACUGUGCUAGGUAGUGGACAGAUAGGACCACAUGGCAGAAAGGACGUGUCAUUUAUGGGUGGUGUUGCAGAAGUGUUCCAAAAUGUUUGUCCUUGUUUGAAAGUUGUUAAUUAACAUAUAAUUGUCUCUAUUCAGGAGUCGAAACAUUUUGGAUGAUUUCCGAGAGGCAUAUUUCUGGCUUAGACAAAACACAGAUGACAAUGCACGGUAUGUUCUACCUUGGUCUCUUAUUUUUGUGAUAUUAAGAAGUUAGUUUUCCCACAUUACGGCUAUUUUGCUAAGGUACCUGACAUUCAAGUGAAGUAUACUUUCCUCGGAGGGGUGGAAAAGGACCAAAAAUGACGAUAACGCUCUUGGAAGUUUGUGUAACUUGGUACUGUCCUUCUUUCAGGGUCAUGUCUUGGUGGGACUACGGAUAUCAGAUUGCUGGCAUGGCAAAUAGAACAACACUUGUGGACAAUAACACUUGGAAUAACAGUCAUAUAGCUCUGGUACAAGCUUAUUAUCAUUAUUAUUAGUAGUUUUAUUAUUGUUAUUAUUAAUAGUGUAUUGGAAAUGAGUGAUGAGUACUCCUUAUGUUAACUUUUACUAGUAACUCUGUGACACCUAUGAGUGACUCGCAUUUAAUUUCUCCGUACAAUAUCACCCCUGAAUCACACAUUAAGGUCAUGAGACGAAAGGAAAUGAUCACCAACUGGAGAAGCUGUUGAUUGUUAAACAACUUCUCCUUGUUAGCACCUUGGGAAAUGUGUGGAGAACAGUAUGGAGAAUUUGCAUACUGAUGUUAAGGUGUAAAAGGUUAAAUUGAUAACGGGUUUUUUUUCUGCAUUUUGGGAAUGAGGAAUAUUUUCUGAGCAAUUUCGUUUCGUUUUAAGCUUGGAAGGAAUUUUUGUUUUUCAAAAUUCAUCAAGCCUGUAGACCAGUUAACCCUUUCAGUCCUUGGAGUGAUCAAUAGACAUUUUCUCGUUAUGAUAUCAAUACAUAGCCAGGCUAAGAGGUAAUGAGAAGAAAGAAAAUAUCAAGUACAAGAUAUAGCUAGAUUGAACCCCAAAUUCUCAGUGCUAAAAUCAUUAGAAAUGUAUGGCAGAGGUUAGGAGAAUUGAUGUGGGGAUCUAGAGAGAGAAAGAAUUAAACUUUGUUAAGAAUUUUUUGUGUUCGUCCUCUGUCCUUAUGGUCAGUUUUUUAACGACUAUAGCGUCUUGGUAGCGUUCAUAUCGGACGCCGAGCCAAAACCCUUGUCUCCUUGACUUUUUUAACUUUCGUUUGAUUUUCUUUUGUUAAAUUUUCAGGUAGGAAAGGCCAUGUCAUCAAACGAGACAUCAGCUUAUAAGAUAAUGAAGAUGUUGGAUGUGGAUUAUGUCUUGGUUAUAUUCGGUGGUGUGAUUGGUUAUUCUGGCGAUGACAUUAACAAGUUCCUUUGGAUGGUCAGAAUUGCCGAAGGCGAGCACCCUCAAGAAAUCAAGGCUAGUCUAAAUCUGAAAUAUUGACAGUGGCUAUCUUAAAUUUCUUUGUUAUUGCUUAGGAGAAGGAGGAACAUUCGCCUUCAGAUACCUUUUCUUUGACCUUUCAAUUCCCAAAAGUGACUAACGUGUGACUUCUCCCCACAUUUAAUCCAUACGUUAUCCAGCAAACAAGUAAUGAGAAUACUCAAACUUAUCAGAUGUUGUUGUCUUGAUCCAACACCAAGUGAGUUGCAGUGUCUGUCUGUUUGUUUGUUUUUUUUCGGAAGGGGGUGAACUGGACCCCAUAACUCUCCUCUUUUACAAGCCCUUUCCCCCCCGUCCCUUCCCUUACUGCAUUUCUACUACCCUCUCCUCUUUUUACUUGUUUCUUCGAGUUGAUUUCUUGGUAUGUUUGUUUAUAGGAGUCAGAUUACUUCACUCCACAAGGCGAGUUCCGGGUGGACUCGGCUGGGUCUCCAAUCCUUCUCAACUGUCUCAUGUACAAAAUGUGUUAUUAUCGCUUUGGGGAGAUGCAGGUAAACUGUUUAAAUUUGUUGGUGUUGUAAAUGUACAGUUUCGCCAUCUGUUGAUUGACACUGCCAUCAGGAAGGUGCACAGUUUUCUACGUAAAAUAUUCAUAACCGCGAAGAAAGGGAACUUUUACCAAAAUGUUGCGAAUGCGUGACAGAAUGUAUUUGACAAUCGCCAACAUUGCAAGGGUGCGAUGGCCACCCCCUUUUUAAGAUUGACAAUUUUUUUCCUUUCUCUUGAUCUCUAAAUGAAAGAAACUCUUUUUACUAUUUAUUUAACGCAUUUCCUUUUUUUCAUUAUUUUCAGUUGGACUUUCGGUCUCCGUCUGGUUUUGACAGGACUCGUAACGUAGAAAUCGGAAACAAAAACUUUAAUUUAGAACAUUUAGAGGAAGCUUUCACUUCCGAGCAUUGGUUAGUUAGGAUUUACAAGUAAGUUUGUAAGUAAGUAAGUUUGUAAGUAAGAUUGUUCAUUUUUAUUUAGUUUCAAGUAAUUUUCUUCUUAACUUCUUUCCAUCAAGUUUCAGAGGCAGGUUCGGUUUUGUUAGGUUGAUUCAGUUGAGCGUAUUUCCACUGAGUGUGGUAAACAAAAACCAUAGUAAUCACAGCAGCCAAUUAGAGCAUAGGAAAAUAUCACAUGAAGCCAAUUGAAACUAAAAACUAGCAAACUGAAAAAAAAAAAAAAAACGAGAAAACGUGGGUGAUCAAGGAACGAUUGGUCUUAGUUUUGCUUCUGAUUGGUUGAGAAGGUGGCGCGAGUUGUCUACAGACCAAUCACAGAGCGAAGUGAAGCAACACCAAUCUAGUUCUCGAUUAAAUGUCUUUUAGUUGCCAUGAAAUUACUGUAGACGUUGAGAGCUUUCAGUGAAGUUUGUUUUUCCUUUUCAACUGAUGUAAGUGUAUGUCUCUUUACAUUAAGUUGUAUCUACUUAACUGAGUGAUCACACAAUUUUUUUUGGUAUGACCAGGGUUAAAGAUUAUGCAAAUCGAGUCAAGAGCAAAGUACCUCUGAGGACAACAAAUUUAAAACCUAAAACCAAAUAUAUUCCGAGAAGGGUAAGUACUACUUACAGACCUUCCUAUGGUUCAUCUCGUGAUAAAUAUUUUUCCAGAUCUUUUUGAGAUAUGACGGUUCACACCCCUUUAGCCUUUGUUAUAAUCUUUAUGCGCAUCGAGAAAGUCCUCUUCCUUUUUCUGCAGUUUUCAUCGGUUUACUUCUUCCCACGGCUCUCGUUGACUUGUGAGUGACUCCGCUUUUACGUAGAUAUCAGCGAGUCCUUGAAGGAUACCGGUCGCCUGUUCCUGCACAAAGAAUUGGUACCAGUUCUCUCAAAAAAUUUGCACGUAAAUCGGUCCUCGUAGCUCGCAGUUACUUCAAGCUUCGCUCUGAGAAAACUGCUACGCCUCUCGCAAUAGUGAGUUCACGGAAAAUUUUUCGAGCACUUGGAGAUGUGUAUUCUGCGAACGAGUAAACCGCAAUACUGCACAGUUUUUCUGUAAGCACACUAUACCACCUUGUUUUUUUCUUCUCCUUUUACAGAAUAAUAGGAGGGGACACAUCAAAGAUAAACUUAACGUAAUUCAAGGAAAGAGAGUUCAACGAAAAGGGAAGAAGAAGACGACAAAAGCUAAGAAAGCCAAGAAGAGCACAUGAGCGGCAAGUGACGACGUCAUGUGAAACACGAUAAACGUUCUCCGCCACGUGCAAGAAUCAUUGUGUUUAUUCCAUUCGUAGACAAACCUUUAGCAACUCCAGUUUUUCGAGUAGUUGAAAUGUUUUAGGACCGAUAACUGGAAGUCUUGUCUUUAAAGUCAUUGGUUAAUUUUUAAGUUUUUCCGAGAUGAAGGUAAUUUUUGACUGUGUAACUUAAACUUAUAAGGGUUCUUCGCAGCUUCAUUUGACGGCAUUGAGAUUUGACACAAAAGUUACUAGUUCAAAGGUAACUUAACUUGGUGGAGAACUGCUUUGACUUCGAUACCUCCGUGUGCUUUACUUUUGGAUGUUUUCGUUCAAAAGUGGCAGCAUUGUGAUCCUAAUGUUUUUAAUUAUUACUAGUUUUUCCAAUUUAAAAGUCCAUCUCGUUUGCUCUUCGGUGAAAUAAAUUUAAUUUUGAAAUAUCCCGUUAAACCAACCGUUGUAAAAUAAAACAACUAUUUCAACCG
Pocillopora meandrina is the source of this 16964-nucleotide messenger RNA. Lineage: Eukaryota; Metazoa; Cnidaria; Anthozoa; Scleractinia; Pocilloporidae. The record is from the annotation of a GenBank genome assembly.